Camelina sativa (false flax) is the source of this 1643-nucleotide messenger RNA. Its product is annotated as LL-diaminopimelate aminotransferase, chloroplastic-like. Gene Ontology annotation, biological process: biosynthetic process. The record is from RefSeq and is a predicted model, not a curated record. Gene Ontology annotation, molecular function: pyridoxal phosphate binding; transaminase activity. Lineage: Eukaryota; Viridiplantae; Streptophyta; Magnoliopsida; Brassicales; Brassicaceae.
AGUCUCCAGUCUCACUCACUCUAAAACCCCAAACAAAAACACGUUUGUUGACUCAAUUUGCUGCAAUUGGUGUCUGUGGAAUCAUCAUUGUUGGAAGCGGGAAAAAAAUGUCGACGACCCAUCAAUUAGUUUCUUCGAUGAUCUCUUCUUCCUCAUCCACUUUCUUAGCUCCUUCAAAUUUUAAUCUCAGAACUCGCAAUGCUUACUACUUACCCAUGGCUAAACGGGUCAAUGCUUGCAAAUGCGUUGCAACCCCGCAAGAGAAGAUAGAAUAUAAGACGAACGUGUCACGGAAUUCAAACAUGUCCAAACUUCAAGCUGGAUACUUAUUCCCGGAGAUUGCAAGGAGAAGGUCUGCACACUUGCUGAAAUAUCCAGAUGCACAAAUUAUUAGUCUUGGAAUAGGCGACACAACCGAGCCAAUUCCAGAAGUGAUCACUUCUGCAAUAGCAAAGAAAGCUCAUGAGUUGUCCACAAUAGAGGGAUACAGUGGUUAUGGUGCUGAACAAGGUGCAAAGCCACUUAGAGCUGCUAUUGCAAAAUCAUUCUACAGCGGGCUUGGCAUAGGGGAUGAUGACAUUUUCGUUUCUGAUGGAGCUAAAUGUGAUAUCUCACGUCUCCAGGUUAUGUUUGGUUCCAAAGCUACAGUUGCUGUUCAGGAUCCUUCUUAUCCGGCUUACGUUGACUCCAGUGUUAUUAUGGGUCAGACCGGACAAUUUAACACCGAUGUGCAAAAGUAUGGAAACAUUGAGUACAUGAGAUGCACUCCAGAGAAUGGCUUCUUUCCCGACCUAUCUACUGUUGGCAGGACGGAUAUAAUUUUCUUCUGUUCCCCAAAUAACCCUACGGGCGCUGCUGCCACGAGAGAGCAACUAAAGCAGUUAGUUGAAUUUGCAAAGAAGAACGGAUCCAUAAUAGUGUAUGAUUCCGCAUAUGCAAUGUACAUGUCUGAUGAUAACCCACGCUCCAUUUUCGAAAUCCCUGGAGCAGAGGAGGUUGCUAUGGAGACAGCUUCGUUCAGUAAAUAUGCGGGUUUCACUGGAGUGCGACUUGGUUGGACCGUCAUCCCAAAGCAGCUACUCUAUUCAGACGGCUUCCCUGUUGCAAAGGACUUCAAUAGAAUUGUCUGCACUUGCUUCAAUGGUGCCUCUAAUCUCUCUCAAGCUGGUGCUCUUGCUUGCCUUUCCCCAGAAGGACUUGAGGCAAUGCACAAGGUGAUUGGAUUCUAUAAAGAAAACACAAACAUAAUCAUCGACACAUUCACGUCUCUCGGGUACGAUGUAUAUGGAGGAAAGAAUGCGCCUUACGUUUGGGUUCACUUCCCGAAACAAAGCUCAUGGGAUGUGUUUGCUGAGAUUCUGGAGAAGACUCAUGUGGUUACAACACCAGGAAGUGGGUUUGGACCAGGUGGUGAAGGGUUUGUUCGAGUUAGUGCCUUUGGUCACAGAGAGAACAUCUUAGAGGCAUGUCGCAGAUUCAAGCAGCUUUAUAAAUGAAAAAAGCCUUGUAAUCAUAAUCAUCAUCAUCAUCACUCUCUCUUUAAUGACUUGAUUUGAGUUCAAAUAAUGUCGUCUCUAUUGUUUCCUUGGAACUGUAGCAAACUAAUAAACCAAUGUUUGUUUUAAUCAAGUAUUUUCGAUUAA